GCUUUCUAACGACACACCUCAUAGUUCGAUAGCUUCUAACAUGGUGCAAAACAGAAGCAGUGACAACCAUUCCGGACUCCCAUCUCAAAUUAUGAAGAAAUCGUCGAAUGACUUUGAAGUUGCAAUGCUCCUGGCACAAAACAGAACCAUGCCAAUAACCAGUAUGGGAAUUAACACAACAGUUGCGACAUCACACCAUAGCCAGCAAGCUGUUCCGAUGACAUCCAAUCCAACCAUGUUUCAGAUAGGCAUUCAUUGCAAACAAGAACCAAUUGAUGUUGUAGGAAUAUCUGACAGCUCAGUCAGUUCACCAUCUGUAUCUGAGACGAGCUCUGAUGGAAGCGACUCAAAUCCACGUCGGAAAAAGGCACGUACUGCGUUUACCAACGAACAGAUUGGUCUAUUGGAGAAGAGAUUCCGUCUUCAGAAGUAUCUUUCGGCCACAGAGCGAGUGGAAUUUGCCGAAUCAAUAGGGCUCACUGACACACAAGUCAAAACCUGGUUUCAAAACCGUCGUAUGAAGUGGAAGCGACAGAAGAAAGAUGGCGACGACGUUCCUCACCACGUUGGAGUGUACCCCUACCCUAUGCAGUACCCAUCACAUCCUGGUCUUUCUAGCAUGGUGUCUUCUCCAUCCAUGUUGCCCCAGCAACCGACGCCAAUGACGACAGUUAGACUCUCAUCACCACACAGUCAAAUGUCGUCUCCGUACCAGAUUCCAACGAGCUCGUAUCCGCCAGUUAGCGUUGCGUCGUCUGCGUCGAGAACAUGUGCACCACCGCUUCCAAGUUAUUGCUCUCCCCUUACGUCAUCCCAACUAAGACCAAUGACGGGACAUUAUGAUAUUCCACCAGUCAUGUACUGAUAACGUGACCUAAUACCAAUUAUGACCCCUGUAUCUUGCAUUGUUAAGAUUACCUAAGUUUUGUAUUUUCAACUUCAUUUUUAAUAAUGUGCAAUUUUCAGCGCUGCAAACGUGUAUUUACAAAUAUUUUUUUAAAUAAAUUAAAUCUUUUGAAACUUUUAAAAA
Messenger RNA from Saccoglossus kowalevskii, 1030 nucleotides. It is a transcript of the gene Vent1, whose product is annotated as vent 1 transcription factor. NCBI's taxonomy places the organism in Eukaryota, Metazoa, Hemichordata, Enteropneusta, Harrimaniidae. The record is from RefSeq and is marked provisional. Gene Ontology annotation, biological process: regulation of DNA-templated transcription. Gene Ontology annotation, molecular function: DNA binding; DNA-binding transcription factor activity, RNA polymerase II-specific.